Messenger RNA from Porites evermanni, 522 nucleotides. NCBI's taxonomy places the organism in Eukaryota, Metazoa, Cnidaria, Anthozoa, Scleractinia, Poritidae. The record is from the annotation of a GenBank genome assembly.
AUGACGGAAGAAGGUGACAUACUUAAGGUAAGGGGCAAUAACAAUUGCAAGCAUCGUUUGUAUGAAAAUAAUCGAUUACAGUAUUUGAUAAGGCGAGGAGAAAUAUGAGAAUUGCAGUGGACCAUUAACUCUCAUCUCUGUUCUGAAUUCGAGAAAGUGAAAGGAAAUGAACUGAUUAAAAAACAGAAAGAUCUUUCUACAGCUGCAGUCGCAAUUUUGUCCCAAGGAAAUGUCAAAAAAAGCCUUUGGGAAGACUUCACGAAAUAUGUUCUUCCAAAAGCCAACUUUGUCCUCGACAACAUUGUUGAACUGAAAUUGCCCCCUGUAAAACCCAAUUGGGCAGAUUUAACUGACGCCGGACCAGGCGUAGGGGUAUCAAAUUUUGAGGUGAAAUUUCGGGACGCCGAAUUAGCGCGCGUACACAAAAGUGAUUAUCGUAUUCGUGUCCAUCGCUCUCGUGGAGACAGCGGGCAAAACGAAGCAGAAAGGACGAACUCUGCCAUUGGUGAUAGUGUGGUCGAU